This is a messenger RNA of Purpureocillium lilacinum, 2019 nucleotides long. RefSeq lists its product as uncharacterized. The record is from RefSeq and is a predicted model, not a curated record. Lineage: Eukaryota; Fungi; Ascomycota; Sordariomycetes; Hypocreales; Ophiocordycipitaceae. Gene Ontology annotation, biological process: proteolysis. Gene Ontology annotation, molecular function: peptidase activity.
AUGUCGUCAACACGGCAAUUCUCCACCCAAAAGGUGUUGACGUCUGCUCUUGCUGCUGCCUCAUGCUGGGGCGGCGGCCAUGCGUCCAAAUGCAUCCCUCGCGGCAAUCCUUUCGACGUCAUCGACCCCCAGAACUGGGUCAACCCCGACCGCAUGACCUGGGAUGACUUCAAGGCACCUCCGGGGACGAGCUGGAGCGAUCCCUCUCGCAAGGGCUCCAGCCGGAACUUCAACAUUGCCCUUGUAACUGUCGACUACGAGGACAAGUCGUUUGCGAUCACAGGUCCGCCGAACUCGACCAUAUAUGGCAACCCCCAGCCAGCCGCGGCCAACAUUCCACGCGAAAAGGUCCCUGCCUUCUAUCGGGACCUGCUCAAUAAGCCCAACGAGCUCAACAAGGGCCACACGCUUCACGAGUACUGGAUGGAGGACUCUGCUGGCAAAUUUGGAGUCGAUCUGACCGUCUUUGGUGCCUACCGCAUGCCCUCCAAAUCGUACCAGUACGGCAUCGACGAUGGGAUGAACCCCGGCGCGUGCCCGUCUGGGACCACCUGCAACUUCGACAUCAGAGACGACAGUCUCGGUGCUUGGCGCAAGGAUGUAGGAGAUGAAGUGGCAGAUUCGUUCGAGCUUGUCUUCAUUCUGUCCGCCGGGCAAGACGAGUCAGCUAGCUGGCAAGAGUUUGGCGAGAUGAAGUUUGCCACCAAGGAGGAUGUUCCCGCAGCAUUCGGGCCACCAGCCGGCGCCAAUGACUCGGCCGUCAACUACGCUUCCACGAGAUACGUCGAGUGGACCUCUUGGGCCGCAGCGUCCAACAUUUGGCCCAAUGCUGGUGGCGGCUCCUCGACCCAAUGCGAGAGCUCUGGCAUGGGCGUCUACGCACACGAGCUCAGCCAUCUGCUUAACAUUGGCGACAACUACAACAACCCUUACGGUACGCCGCUGCGUCGCGCUUACACUGGCCCGUGGUCGAUGUUGUCCCGCGGCUCGUUCAACGGUCCCGGCGGGCCGCACUCGAGAUGGCAAAUCCCGGCGCUGCAGGGAAGCUCAAUGGGCUCGCUUCACACAAUGCGCGACAAGCUGCAGCUGGGACUGGUAGCCAAUUCCAGCGUGCUGAGAAUCUCUCGAACUGGGCUCGCCGGCUCUGGACCGGUUGUUGCGCGCAUCACAGCACGUGCCGUCAAAGCAGACCUUAUGGGCCUCCGCGUUGAGAUGGGCAACGACCUUGCCCCUGCUUGCGAUAUCGCCAAGGAUGUCCUCUGCGAUGGUGGUGGCUACAACAACUACGAGAUGGAGAUCGUGGACCGCAUGGGCGCCGACUCGUUCCAGCCAGAUGCAGGCGUCAUGAUCAGCAAGACCAAGACCGUCGCCAGACAGCCGUUCCAAUGGACCAUCGACGCGAACCCUCAGGACAUCAAUCUGGUUGACUUUAUCCGACCAAACGGGACGAAGGCAAUGGCGACCAUGGGCGACUACCGCCAAUUGGCGGACGCGCUGUUCCACGCUGGAACACGCUCUGGCAGUGAAUUCGAGUACAUCGACAAGGCAAAUGUUCUCCACAUGUACGUGUUGAAGAAGCAUCGCGACAAGACGGGUGUUCUCUCCUACACUGUCGGUGUGCGAUCCCUGAACGGCACGGAUGCGAGCGAACAUGGCGCCAAGCUGUCACCAGGCAAGGUCGCUGGCGGCAAGAACAAGGUCACUGACAAGGGCGUCUUCUGCUCAUUUGACCUCACCAACAACGGCACAUACGUCGCUGGAGGAUCCCAUCCCCAGGAUCUGACUCCGUACCUAGGCACAGAUAUUUACCGCCUCCAGGCCGAGGUAAAGGGUUCUGGCUGGCGAGUCGAGCUGCCCAAUGCGCUUGCCUUUGCAAAGUACGGCGAGACCACCAGCGUCCACGUCGCGGUCGGUGCGUCAGCUCACGCCGACAAGGUUGGCAAAGUGACGCUGGUGGCCACGUCGGAGUCGGACAAGAAGGUGCGGGCGACCGCCGAGUGCCAGGUGAAGAGGGAUUGA